Molecule: messenger RNA, 1404 nt
Organism: Strongylocentrotus purpuratus (purple sea urchin)
Lineage: Eukaryota; Metazoa; Echinodermata; Echinoidea; Camarodonta; Strongylocentrotidae
Product: opsin Rh1-like
Exons: 1
Coding region: 211-1404 (397 amino acids)
Biological process (GO): neuropeptide signaling pathway
Cellular component (GO): membrane
Molecular function (GO): neuropeptide receptor activity
Source: RefSeq, a predicted model, not a curated record
AGAAUGGUUUGCUUAAUGGUUUUCUAUUUAUAUAAACUCUAGCAUGCCCUUGUGGGAGGCAAGUGUGUUUGCUUUCAUCUUGCGGUAUCAUUUUCACGACUGAAACGAGUGACAGUGAAUACUGCUGGAGAUUCAUACCUGGGUUUUUGUCUAGUUAUAUAAACUCUAUCAUGUUCUUGUGGGAGGCACUCUUGAAAGCGAAUCAGCGAAAUGGAGUUGCUGGUAGCAUGUUAUGUAGCCUAUCUUGUCGUCUGCGGAGUUUUAGGCAUCAUUGGAAACGCCAUCAUCAUUCGCGUGUUUCAGAAAAGACUCCAGAAACUGUCCACCGACAUCCUUAUCAUCACUCUUGCCGUCGUCGAUCUCCUGAGCAGUGCCCUGCUCAUCGCCGCCAUCAUUUGGGCUGUCAACCUCAGUUUCAGAACGCGGUUUAACUGCGUCCUCUUCUGGUUCUUUCGUCGAGCUUUUGCUUGCGAAUCUGCUCUGUUGGCAAGCGUUAUUGCCAUUGAUAGGUAUGUCAUGGUGUGCAGUCCUUUCAAACUGAAAACGUCAAGAAAGAAAGGCACAUUUUGGGUUGUCGCCAGCAAUGCUUUCUGUUUGAUAAUUUGCAUACCGUUCAUUUCCCAUGGCAAUGCAGUCGGGGCAGUUUGCGUUUACAAAGGUCUGGCUUGGAUCAAUACUGCCUACGGAAUGAUCCUCAUCCUCAUCUAUCUCCUGGCCUGCAUUAGCUGCUCGUUCUGCUACACUAUGAUUUUUCGAAAAAUAAAACACCAUCGCGAGAAGACAGCCUACAUGCAAGCUGGUAUAGCUUCCACCGUGUCAACGAAAGAUAUGGGGAAUUCAGAUUUUCCUCAGAAGGAGCCUGGGACAACAAACGGGGUUGACGGUGACCAUCUAGAAGGUGGACAUGCAAGCAGAAAUGAUGGUCCAUCUAAUCAGAAAGGAUCCGUUUCGGAGCCGGCGCAUUCGCGUGUCGCCUUCGGUGAAAACCAUCUUUCCAUACCUGCAAUCUCCUCUUCCCUGGAUCACCCGAAUUCUUCAAAUAAGGGACACUUCAAUGUCAAGAAUCAAGUAUCACCAGCUACACCUGCGCCAGUCGCAUCUGACGCCACGUCUGCUCCGGCUCCUAAGUCCAAACCUCGUACCAAAAAAGACCAAAUGACCAAGAUGAUGUUCAUCGUCACCAUCAUCUAUGUCUUCUCCUGUAUACCGGUCCUCAUCCUCGAGAACCUCCCAAGGAGGUAUAUCGUGCAGAUGCAGCAGACGACCGCCGGUGAAGGGACGGUCAACUUCCUGUACCAGAUGCGUCUGAUAAACCACAUCAUCAAUGUGUUUGUCUACUAUGGCGUCAAUGAAAAAUUCAGAAGGGAAACCAAUGCUUUGUUUAUCAAACCUGCUGGAAAUUGA